GCGAACCGAUCGAUGUCCCUAUAAGAAUUGCAGCAGAAGAAGAAAAUGACUGUAUGAAACACUACUCUCGACUCGAUCUCCAGUGAGUUUAAAUCUUUGGUAUCUUGAUCAAGACCUUCACCGAUUAUCCCUAAAAUGAGCUGGUGGUGGGCUGGAGCUGUUGGCGCUGUUAGGAAAUUAACAGAAGAUGACACCGAAAGUGUUGCGCUAGUGAUCGGUGUGACGGGCAUAGUAGGCAACAGCCUAGCUGAGAUUCUUCCACUCGCGGACACGCCCGGCGGUCCAUGGAAGGUGUACGGUAUUGCACGUCGUCCGCGCCCAAAUUGGAAUGCUGACCAUCCCGUUGACUAUAUCCAGUGCGAUAUCUCAGACCCAGAAGACACCAAAACCAAGCUCUCCCGGUUAACCGAUGUCACACACAUCUUCUACGUGACAUGGACCAGUAAAGCCACUGAGAUUGAGAAUUGCGAGGCCAACAGUGCUAUGCUCCGCAACGUGCUACGUGUCGUUAUCCCAGCGGCUCCAAAUCUCCGCCACAUCAGCCUCCAAACUGGAACCAAACACUAUGUUGGGCCGUUCGAAACUCUUGGUAAGAUCCAAGCCCAUGAUCCGCCUUUCACGGAGGAGUUGCCUAGACUUGAUGUGCCCAAUUUCUACUACACCCUAGAGGACAUCCUUUUCGAAGAGGCUAACAAGAAAGAGGGCCUGACUUGGUCGGUGCACCGGCCCAAUCAUAUAUUCGGGUUUUCCCCAUAUAGCUUGAUGAACAUAAUUGGCGCUCUUUGUGCUUAUGCUUCAAUAUGUAAGCACGAGGGGAGACCAUUGCUAUUUCCAGGCAGCAAAGAAGCUUGGGAAUAUUACGCGGUGGCUUCGGAUGCAGAUCUGAUUGCGGAGCAGCAUAUAUGGGCCGCGGUGGAUCCAAAUGCCAAAAACGAAGCCUUUAACAUCAACAAUGGGGAUGUGUUUAGGUGGAAGAAACUUUGGAAGGUGUUGGCUGAGGAAUUUGGGAUUGAGGAGUAUGGUUUUGAGGAGAAGGGUGAGAAGUUGAGCUUGGUGGAUGAGAUGAAGGACAAAAGUGGUGUGUGGGAAGAGAUAGUGAGGAAGAAUCAGCUGCAGCCCACCAAAUUGGAGGAGGUUGCGGUUUGGUGGUUUGCUGACCUUGUUUUGGGUGUGAUGCCCAUGUUGGACAGUAUGAAUAAGAGCAAAGAGCAUGGCUUUUUGGGGUUCAGGAAUUCCGAAAAGUCAUUCGCAUCGUGGAUUGAAAAAAUGAAAGCUCACAAGAUUGUGCCGUAGAAGCUGAACUGGAGGGACGGAUCAUACUCUGUACAAGUAGCUUGUAAGAUAUAGUACUUUCAACGAAUGUGAAAUGUCUCUGCUGUUGGUGACAUGGUGUAGGUAUAAUUCCAGAUGCCUGAAUCUCAGGGCCCUUUCGGUUUUGUGCAAAUGGACACAUUCAUCGUUCUUAUUUCA
Molecule: messenger RNA, 1470 nt
Organism: Rosa rugosa (rugosa rose)
Lineage: Eukaryota; Viridiplantae; Streptophyta; Magnoliopsida; Rosales; Rosaceae
Product: 3-oxo-Delta(4,5)-steroid 5-beta-reductase-like
Source: RefSeq, a predicted model, not a curated record